GGGGCGGCGCGGGGAGAUCGCUGGGCGAUCGCGGCGGCGGCGCGGGGAUCCGACGCCCGGGCGCCCCGAGUCGCCAGUAUGUGGAGCGGCCAGGCCCACCCGGACGAGGACCGCCCACCGCCCCCGGAAGCUGUCCCAGUCCCCUGGAAGAGUGGGGGCCCCUGCAAAAGCCACAGGGAGUCCCUGGGAAGCCUGGUGGAGACCCCUGCAGGGAAGGAGGCCCAAGGCGAGGAGGGCCCCGCGGCCACCCGGCUGGACGUGUUGCGUCUGCGCAGCUCUUCCAUGGAGAUCCGAGAGAAGGGCUCAGAGUUCCUGAAGGAGGAGCUGCACAAAGCCCAGAAGGAGCUGAAGCUGAAGGAUGAGGAGUGUGAACGGCUGUCCAGGGUGCGCGGGCAGCUGGAACAGGAGCUGGAGGAGCUGACCGCCAGCCUGUUCGAGGAAGCCCACAAGAUGGUCCGAGAAGCCAACAUGAAGCAGGCAGCGUCCGAAAAGCAGCUGAAGGAGACGCGGGGCAAGAUCGACAUGCUGCAAGCAGAGGUGACAGCCUUGAAGACACUGGUCAUCACGUCCACACCAGCCUCUCCUAACCGCGAGCUCCACCCACAGCUGCUCAGCCCCACCAAGGCCGGACCCCGCAAGGGCCACUUGCGUCAUAAGAGCACCAGCAGCGCCCUCUGCCCCGCCGUGUGCCCCGCGGUAGGACACGCCCUCACCCCGGACAAGGAGGGCAAAGAGCCCGGGCUGCCCCCCCUCCUCUCCCUGCUCCUCUGCGUGGUCCCCAGCAAGGCAGUUCACCUCACCUACGAGCCGGCCUGGCAGCUCCCGCCCGGGGAGCUGCCCGUGGGCCCCACCUCUGCUACCUGUCUCUCCUUUUCCCGACAGGUGGACACGACCCUGUUUGCAGAGUUCCAGGCCUGGAGGGAAUCGCCCACCCUGGACAAGACCUCCCCCUUCCUGGAAAGGGUGUACCGGGAGGACGUGGGCCCCUGCCUGGACUUCACCAUGCAGGAGCUCUCAGCCCUGGUACGGGCCGCCGUGGAGGACAACACGCUCACCAUCGAGCCCGUGGCUUCGCAGACACUGCCCGCGGUGAAGGUGGCCGCUGUCGAAUGUGGCCGCACCAAUGGGUUCCGGGCCCCGAUUGACACUACAUGUGCCCUGAGUGGCCUGGCCUGCGCCUGUCGUCACCGAAUCCGGCUUGGGGACUCCGAGAGCCACUACUACAUCUCACCGUCCUCCCGGGCCAGAGUGAGUCAUCCAAUGGGAGUGUUACCUGGCUCCUUAGAGGCUCCCUGGGCUGGGACUCUGAGCCCCAGGCUGCACAACCUACAAUCUACAGAGCAGGGCACAGGCUCAGAGAGAUCACGGCCGUGUGCAACUUCUUCACCUACAUCCGCUACAUCCAGCAAGGCCUGGUGCGGCAGGACGCGGAGCCCAUGUUCUGGGAGGUCGCAAGGCUGAGGAAGGAGAUGUCGCUGGCCAAGCUUGGCUUCUUCCCCCAGGAGGCCUAGGUCAUGGCCCAGGCCUGGAGGGGGGCUCUGAGCUGGAGCCAACACCUGCCCCAGGAGAGACAGACAGACAGACGGGGUCCUAGAGCCAGCCCUGAGCCGGAAGCUGAACAGAGGGACAAAUGGCCAGGACAUGGAGGCAGCACUGAGCCAGCAGCAAACGUCCAUCCCAGGACAGGACCUCAGGAGGUGACCUCUCCUCCCUCGUAGUACUACAGCCACCAGGAGGCUUUCAAGAAAGCACCAAAGACCAAGGAGCUGGGAGCCGUACAAAGGGGCUCAGCCCUUGGGAGGGCACCCCUGGGGCAGCCAGCACCCCCUACCCAGUCCCAGGAGCUGCUGCCUGCAGGUGCCUCAUUGGCGAGAUCUCCCCUUGGGUAUCUCCCCA
This is a messenger RNA of Kogia breviceps (pygmy sperm whale), 1896 nucleotides long. RefSeq names its product RAB3A interacting protein like 1 (gene RAB3IL1). Gene Ontology annotation, cellular component: Golgi to plasma membrane transport vesicle. Gene Ontology annotation, biological process: exocytosis. The record is from RefSeq and is a predicted model, not a curated record. Gene Ontology annotation, molecular function: guanyl-nucleotide exchange factor activity. Lineage: Eukaryota; Metazoa; Chordata; Mammalia; Artiodactyla; Physeteridae.